AUUUCUCGUGCUGAUUCGUUAUUAUUGGAGAAAAACUAGUUUCCAGUUUUAUGUACAUGUUUUUAUAGAUGAUUUAAUUGUUAUAUUUUAUUGGCAUAGCAUUUACCACGACUAAUUGAAUAUAAGCUUCAAAUAAUGAUUAGGAAGUCUGUAAGUUGAUAAAUCAUUCAAAAUUUCCAAAAAAAUCGUAAAAUAUUGGAGUAUGGAGCAGAACCGUUCUGAAAACAGUACAAACCAGCAGCAGAAUGUUCAUCUUCAUAUGCACCAUGUUUGCAAUUGCCAGGGUAAUGUAUUUCCAACAUAUUAUCCAGCCGUGGGCUACAGAAGUCCGGUUCCACCUUUGGUCACGUAUCAAGCUCCACCUGUGCCAAGGUCCUAUUUGCAGCAUUAUCAAUAUACUCAGUUCAACAUGGGUAGCGGUGGGCAAUAUUCUGUUCCAAUUACUCAUCACGUAGCGCCACCUGCCUCUGCUAUGUACAGUCCUGCUUCUGCACAAACAGGUCCUGAUUUAGCUUUCGGCAUUUCAAGAGAAAGAAAAGAUAAAGCAGGGUCUCAGGAAGGGAAUGGUGAUAGUAGCAAUGAAGGGUUAUGCGUUAGUGGUUACGAUUACACCCAGGUUACUCCACCAGCAAGCGAGCUAUUGUUGGGCGACAACUCUGAAUCAGCAACGCCAGAAAACUUUGUGAAGUUCUUGGAAAAAAGUUGCCUCACCGCAGAACAAAUCGCAUACAGAAACAGGAACAGACCAUGUUUCAGAAACAUUCAGAACCUUUGCAUCAGAACUAGGUCGGAAAUACUUAAACCUUGCACCACCAUAUCAAAUAUUCAUUCUCAAGGCAUACCAUGGGCUACCAAGGACUUCAUCUAUGCAUUCGUAAGGCUUACCAACUGCUGGCACAUCCUAAAGGGCUAUUGGGAAAAUAGAGACGGAUCUAGUUUGGGCAAAAUCGAAAAAGAGCUAACACCAGAAUUCAGAGCGUGUUACGUGAGAUGGGAGAAAGAGACUAUUGAGCUUGCUGGACAGUUGACUAGAGUGUUCUAUAAUUUGGAUACAAAUCUAGUGUCUCCACACAGCAACUCUGUCAAGACUUCACCUCCAGAUCUUGGAACAACGAAGAAGUGUCAGACUUCGGAGGACAACAGCAUCAGUUCUUCCACAUUGACCAAUCUUUCUCUCAACAAUCCUGCGAAGAAUGUGAGAGGCAUAAUACACCUCCCCCCAACUCCAGUAGUAACAGAAACAGUCGAUCAGGCAAACCAAACUUAUAGUGCCGAUUUCUUCAAAGACGAAGCUGGAUACGAUUCUGAGGAAGAGAGACGAGUAUAUAUGAAACCGGGCAGUUACAAUGUACCGAAAAAAGGAAGCAACGAAGGCGGGAACAUCACCAGUCCAAGGGAAAUUGAGUUUUUGGAGACUGCUCAAAACAUUAAAAAAGCACACACGAUGGCCAACGACAGAUACUGGUCCAGUGUUGGUGUAUCCAACAAAAAAUCAAGCGGGGACGUCAAGAUUGUCCAGGACAUCCCUACAGAGGCGGAACUGGAUCUGAACCUGACCGCACAUAUGAACGUUCACGAAUGGUUAUUGACUAGUAACUUUUCGGAUUUUGGUGAACAAUCACCUACUUCGACUCAGGAGCUCAGAACUUUCGACUAAGGUAUCUACGAACGAAUUUGACCCCAGCCUGCUCCACCUAAUGGGCUUGGACGAUAUUCCCAGAAAAGCGUCACGUCUGCUGAUAAGAGAUCUAUGAUAAACAUCCUCUAUCGUAGUCUAAUCAUAUUAGCAAAAUUUCCUGAAAUAAUUGAAAAGUCUGAUUUUAUUGGUGCAAGUGGUUCACGGGAGUAUUCAAAUCAUGGACGCAUAAAAUGCACCAAUUUUUGUGGGAAAACUUUUUAUUUGAGAACAAAGAAUAUGAAAACGUAUUUUUCGGGAUUCAAGUGUUGACAGGAAUGAAAAAACUUUUCCUAUAAGAUUUUUAGGUAUUUAUGAUACCUACAAAAUGAGACCACACGUAAACAGAUCUGAAUAAUAUCAAAAAUUUGAUGGCCAAAAAACGAGGCAACAUGCAGGUUCCUUCACUUGUUGGAAAUGCGACGAUAAUUUCACGCAACUAAUUGAAGUUCUUC
This is a messenger RNA of Acanthoscelides obtectus, 2130 nucleotides long. Lineage: Eukaryota; Metazoa; Arthropoda; Insecta; Coleoptera; Chrysomelidae. The record is from the annotation of a GenBank genome assembly.